ACACAUCCUACAUUCAAGAAUGAAGGCUGCCGUCGCUUUGCUGCUUUUCUCCCUGGUGGCUACCAGCCUCGCUAGCUUCUACUACCCACCUAAGAUCGCGAAGAUCCUCGUCAUUCCUAAAUACGGCUAUGGUGGCUAUGGAGGCUAUGGUGGCUAUGGAGGCUAUGGAGGCUAUGGAGGCUACGGUGGUUACGGAGGAAUUGGCGGCCUCGGUGGCUUCGGCGGCUUGGGCGGCUUGGGCGGCAUCGGCGGUUACGGAGGCUACGGUCUUGGCGGUGGUAUCGGAAUUGGAAGCGUUGGCAUCCUUGGCGGUGGUCUAGGUUUUGGCGGAGGCUUUGGAGGAUUCGGUGGUGGUCAUGGAGGCAAAUACUAAUGACAUUACUGAUGGAUCAUAAAGUUGUGUCUCGCACACUAGAUUUUUGACGACCACAUCAACGUACAGAAAAAAGAACGAACGUACAAAAAUCCAGUCUUGUAUACAUCAAUAAAGUCCUGAAAUAUAA
This is a messenger RNA of Pomacea canaliculata, 503 nucleotides long. RefSeq names its product glycine-rich protein 23-like. The transcript has 3 exons. NCBI's taxonomy places the organism in Eukaryota, Metazoa, Mollusca, Gastropoda, Architaenioglossa, Ampullariidae. The record is from RefSeq and is a predicted model, not a curated record. The coding region runs from base 20 to 373 and encodes 117 amino acids.